This is a messenger RNA of Sipha flava (yellow sugarcane aphid), 1784 nucleotides long. Its product is annotated as cytokine-inducible SH2-containing protein-like. Bases 682 to 1656 code for a protein of 324 amino acids. The record is from RefSeq and is a predicted model, not a curated record. Gene Ontology annotation, cellular component: phosphatidylinositol 3-kinase complex. Gene Ontology annotation, molecular function: 1-phosphatidylinositol-3-kinase regulator activity. NCBI's taxonomy places the organism in Eukaryota, Metazoa, Arthropoda, Insecta, Hemiptera, Aphididae. Gene Ontology annotation, biological process: intracellular signal transduction; phosphatidylinositol phosphate biosynthetic process. The transcript has 3 exons.
AUAUAGUGCCCGCAGUAUUGGACCGUCACGCGAUCUGUUACGGUCUCUGUUAGCACGGAUUGCGCGUCAUCGUCUUAUGUCGCGCGUGUUUUCGUUUCAAAUCGCGGGAACGUCGCUAUCGUUUUUACGCGAAUUCUAUUAUUUUCUCGACUCGUUCUUAAUUAUGAAUUUUACUAUUUUCGAAUUUUUUAGUAUUCGCAUACGAAUUAUUAAUCCGGCGUAAUAAUAACACAUCAUGCGAUAAGUUUAUUAAUAACAAUUGUUGUUCCAUUGUUUUACGUAAUUUCAUCUCAGAGUUUCAAAAACUGCACUCGUCGUUUUCACGGAAUACAAUUGCUUUCAUUCAGCAGGGCAACGUGGCUAAAUUGAGUCCAAAAAAAUGCACCGCGGAAAAAAGUUUGGGAACCACUGCUUUAAGUACUCGAUACUCGUGUUAACAUGUCAUAAACAAAGAAUAAAGAAUAAACAAGAACCUGUCGUCGCACUUUAACUUGUGUACAACCAACCGACCGAUAUUAUAUCUCAUGUGUCUGCCCGUUACAAACCAUGUUCUCCACGAACCGUAAUAUGGCGACAACGACCGUACAAUUAUACACCACCACGGCUGACCCACGGCCGAGCGCCGUGGCAGCAAACGUGAAAUAUUGACGUCGGCUGUGUAAUACGGGCCAUGGCCGGAGCAUGUUAAACACUUCGUGUUGGGAAACGGAGCGACAGGACAGCGACCAUAAUGCGGUGGUACCGCCCGUCGUUCUCCAGGACACAGACAACUCACUCCGAUUGCAGGCGUGCUGGAUCAGGCUGUGGGAUAGGUGGGCGUGCGAACAACGCAACCUGGUUCUGUACCAGAUGCACAUUAAUCACGCGCUGUCUCGGGAACGGUCCAAGCUAACGUUGGCCGGCGGUCGCGUGGUAUCGUGCAGACGUAUCAAGCAGCAGCAGCAGCUGUCGUCUGCUGGAACACGGUGCAGGUCGUCUAUGGCGGCGGCGGCCGCAGUCACGGCCAGCAUCACUGUUCCUGCCGUAACCGCAGUGAAAGCGCCUGUCUCGGAUAUCUUGGUUGGUGGGCCGGACGCGGUAAGUGCGCGCGAUCUGCGAGUGUUAUCUACUGCGGUGGAUCGGCUGCGCACGUCCGGCUGGUACUACGAAGGUGCAGACGCUCGGGUCAGUGCGGCCGGUGCAUUAGCCAACAUGCCGGCUGGCCGGUUCUGCGUACGUGACUCCAAGCACUUCGGGCACCUGUUCACGAUGGACGUGCAAACGGGCCGCCGCGGUGACAAUCGACUGAUGAGCGUGCGGUUCUCUUACGCGGACGGCUUGUUUGGGCUGGACUCGAUGCCACGGCGGGCCGGCGCGCUCCGCGUGCCCAAGUUCCGAUGCCCAAUCGAACUGAUCGACUAUUACGUGCGGCUGUCUCGGAUCGAAGCUGCCCGCCAGAUGAUCGUGUACCCUGUGUGGAUCGAUCAGUGCGGCCAAUUUUUCUCGUGGAUGAACCUCUGUCGACCAAUGAUCAAGACCGACGCCACUGGGUUCCCGUCACUUAAACACACAUCUCGGCUGGUGAUCAACCGGCACAAGCGUCUGAUCACUAUCACUCCUACAUCACUACCAAACGAACUGAUCGAAUAUUUACUUCAAUAUCCAUAUAGCCUGUGAUCUUGCAUAAUUUAUCAUCAUUAUUUAUUACUCGUCUUCUUGUUAAUUUUACUUGUAGCUAUCAUAGCGAAUAUAUAAAUUAUUAUUAUGUAUUUAUACUUUAUAUAUUAUAUAGAAUACAAUAUUAU